This is a messenger RNA of Sabethes cyaneus, 903 nucleotides long. Its product is annotated as transmembrane protein 147. The transcript has 3 exons. The record is from RefSeq and is a predicted model, not a curated record. Bases 99 to 788 code for a protein of 229 amino acids. Lineage: Eukaryota; Metazoa; Arthropoda; Insecta; Diptera; Culicidae.
CCAAUCCUAUUUCGGUUUCGCUAGUCGCGAGCUAAUUCAUUUUUCAUUCAUCAAAAUUGCCAAUUUGGUCACUUACUUCGACCAAAAUUGUGAAAACAAUGACUUUAUACCAUUUCGGCAAUUGUGUAGCUCUAGUGUAUGUCCCAUAUUACAUGACAUACAAGUACUCUGGUCUUUCAGAGUAUGGAGCAUUCUGGAAAUGCAUUCAAGCUGGCGGAAUUUACAUUUUUACUCAACUGUGCAAAAUGUUGGUACUGGCGACUUUCUUUCCGGAUACGGACAGUUUUACGGGAGAGGACCAGUUUAGUGUAAUUGCGGAGUUUCUCCGUUGCAGUGUUGAUCUAGUGGAUUUGCUUGGAUUGGCGUUUGUACUAUCCAAAAUACCAGGAAAAGGGCAUAGCAAACUCAUCACUGCCGGGCUGGGAUGGGCAACAGCUGAAGUUAUUUUGUCACGUGGUUUAAUGCUCUGGGUCGGCGCUCGUGGAGCCGAGUUCUCAUGGGUUUACAUUCAACGGUGUUUGGAGUCCAAUAUCCUUUUGGUGCAACAUUUGACCACCGCUACACUGCUGUGGCUAUUUUCACGUCACGAUCUCGAGAAAAAGUACUUCCCGGUGGUGAUAAUGCUACUGGUGGCGAUAUCUUUCCGCGGAGUUUGGUUGGAAGGAACCUUGCAAGCCCUGUCAGCAGGAGCGUGGUUCGGACUAGCCCUGAAAGCGCUACUUACGGCAAGCUUUGGGUUUGUGACUCUCCAUAUCUACUCUGGGUUGGCUCAGUCGAUUGGACUGUGAGUAGGUAACUGCUAUUAUAAAAACUGGCUAAAGUAGUGGUGUGCUUUAAACUGUUUAUUUAUUGAUUAUAAUACAUGAUUUUUAACGAAAUCUUGUUUAAAUAUAACAUGUGAAA